AUGCACACCUUCGACAAUGGCCUCAAGUCCACCACGAAAAAUGACAACUGGGAACAGCUCUUCAGGUUCUUCCGCAAGCACCACUAUCCGAUUUCCCGCGUGGAUUUCGAGCCUGUGAUGGAGAGCCAAAACGGUGCUGCCAUUGCACUGCUCAUCAGGAUAUAUACCUUGCUGACCAACCGCACUGUCCCCAUCUUCCUGGUGGAGGAUUUGCCAGAAGAAGGCAGUGGAAUGAGCAAGAAGGGAGCCGAGACCUUGCUGGACGCUGCGAGCCCUCCAGAGGUCAUUGAACAAAGGGACGACCAUCAUGGACGCCAAGAUGCUUACCAGAUCUUUCAGGCAGCGCGGCAGCACAAACUGGCCGAGCGCUCCGUCCCCAAAGCCGUGGCGCAGCGGGGUGAAGCCGUGCGCCGGGCCAUUGAUCGCCUGAUAGCCAUGGUACCUCUCGAGAUCCCAGAGGUUUCUGCUCGAUCUCUAAACCGCAAUGUGGCGCAAAUGAGAGUGCAACAAGCGCAGCAGGUGCAGGCGUUGCAAAAGAGCCGCAACACCACCUCAACGAGUCAACGAAAGUCCACCGGACAGGUGGAUGCAGGACAGACCAGCCCUGGUGGCAUCGGCUUUGUUGGGGGCAAACCGGUGGUCGAUGUGAUGAGACCCAUCGUGUCAGGAGUCCUGCAGGAAAACGACCAGGUGAUGAAGUCCUUGGACCCCAGAAAAGACGUGGUGGUCUCCUUCAUGGAGCUCUGUCGCACUCAUGUGCCGCAACCCACCUGUGUGAGGGUCUUUCAGGCCAUCACCGCACAGGCCCACCUGCUGAUUGAUGGUGUGAUGAAGUCGCCAGCAGAGUUUUGGAGAGUUUAG
Cladocopium goreaui is the source of this 861-nucleotide messenger RNA. The record is from the annotation of a GenBank genome assembly. NCBI's taxonomy places the organism in Eukaryota, Dinophyceae, Suessiales, Symbiodiniaceae.